AUGGGGGCUGCUAUCUCUCGAUUGUGGACACCUCCUAUCAUCCAAGUUGGCUUUGUUGGACUGCCCUCAACUGGCAAGACCGCUAUCAUUCACAAGCUCAGUCAAGGCCAGAAACCAACACUGCCACUAACCGACACUGUUAAUACCACACGCUUCUUUCGAGGUUCUCAAGAGUACUGCAUCUUCGACUACUCUGGAAACGAGAAACUGAGAGCAAUAUGGAGAAAGCUUCUAUUCCGAAUGCAGGCUAUUGUCUUUGUCAUCGAUAGCACGGAUAGAGCGAACAAGGAGGAAACUAGGGAGGCGCUAUGGCAAGUAUUACGAGAGGAAAUGCUUGAUCCUUAG
Messenger RNA from Fusarium poae, 345 nucleotides. RefSeq lists its product as uncharacterized. Gene Ontology annotation, cellular component: cytoplasm. The transcript has 2 exons. The record is from RefSeq and is a predicted model, not a curated record. Gene Ontology annotation, molecular function: GTPase activity; GTP binding. Lineage: Eukaryota; Fungi; Ascomycota; Sordariomycetes; Hypocreales; Nectriaceae. Bases 1 to 345 code for a protein of 114 amino acids. Gene Ontology annotation, biological process: vesicle-mediated transport; intracellular protein transport.